CACUGUUGACUGUCUUCCUUUUCUGAAUAGUCAUGCAAAUCUCGUACCAUUCAAACGUUAUUUUUACUCAGUUCAAUCUACUCUGCAGAGCUUCACUACUCUCUUUUUUGUCUUUUUCUUCCUUCUUUUUCAUGUUUUCUAUGGAUUUUCUUCUAUAAAUUCUCACUGAAAUUUAGUUCAGAAAACUGUCUUCUCUUUGUUUCUCUCCUUGAAAUCCUUCAUGGCUAAAUGCUCUGCUCUGCUUUUUUUCGUAGUUUUCUUUCAGUUUUUACUCAUUUCAUCUGAAACUGAGUUUGAGAAAAUUCAAACUUUCAUUGUUGGAGUUCAGAAUGAUUUGAAACCUUCUGCUUUUUCUGAUGCUGAACAGUGGUAUAAAUCCACUCUUCGAAGCCUUAGUUCAUAUCCUCAAUCCAGCCAAACAGAAAAAACCCAAGAAUUUCUACAUGUUUAUAGAACAGUUUUCCAUGGGUUUUCGGUUAAACUCACCCCAGAACAAGCCCAAGAACUCAAAAAUCGUCGGGAAAUUCUCGCUGUUUUACCAGACCGCCUGCGCCAAUUACAUAUAACUCGGUCACCACGCUUUCUUGGAUUGUCCUCAAUCAACCCUUCUGAAUUGUUAACGGAGUCCGACUCGGGCUCUAAUGUCGUUAUUGGGAUCUUCGACACUGGAAUAUGGCCGGAACGACGGAGCUUCCAUGAUGAAGGACUUGGUCCGAUUCCGGCUACCUGGAAAGGCGAGUGCAUUGAAGGUGAUAAUUUCACAAAAGCCAACUGCAACAAAAAAAUAAUUGGUGCUCGAUAUUUUACUGCCGGAUAUGAAGCCCAUACUGGUGGAAUUAAAGACACUGAAGACAUUAAGUCUGCUAGAGAUAGAGAGGGCCAUGGAACCCACACCACCUCCACCGCUGCUGGUAGAGCCGUGAGCAAUGCCUCUCUUUUUGGUUAUGCUCACGGCGUGGCGGUGGGAGUUGCACCGAAAGCUCGAAUUGCAGUGUAUAAAAUUUGCUGGAAACAUGGCUGCAUGGAUUCUGAUAUUCUCGCUGCCUUCGACAAAGCGGUGGAGGACGGCGUCAAUAUCAUUUCAAUCUCAGUUGGCGGUGGUGCCGAGCCAUAUAAUGUGGAUCCAAUUUCAAUCGGAUCAUUUGGUGCUAUGGAGAAGGGUAUUCUUGUCUCAGCAUCGGCAGGCAAUGAAGGUCCCAGUAAAAUGACAGUUACAAAUGUUGCUCCAUGGAUCACCACCGUAGGUGCUAGCACGAUUGACAGGAAAUUUCCAGCUGAUCUUGUGCUUGAAGAUGGGCGGGUGAUCAACGGCGCAUCAGUCUAUAGCGGUCAUUCUUUGUCUGAAAAGACAUAUUUCCCCAUUAUUUACGCCGGAAAAGCCUCGUCAAAUUCGAGUAGCGGUGGUAGACGUGCGGGAAGUUUCAUGGCUGCCACUUGCAUGGCAAACUCGCUUGACAAAGAAUUAGUACGAGGCAAGAUUGUGGUGUGUGACAGAGGCGGCACGACCCGCGUUUCGAAAGGUGAAGUUGUCAUGAAAGCUGGUGGCGUUGCCGUGGUGGUUGCCAAUGUAGCACCCAUCGGAGAAGGCCUUGUCGCUGAUUCUCAUCUGAUUCCCGGCCUUGCUAUUACCGAAUCGGCUGGUCACACUGUUCGCGAUUACAUAAACUCUAACCCAAACCCAAGAGCAAAAAUUAUUUUUCGGGGGACCGUAAUCGGAGUAAAACCGGCUCCUGUUGUUGCAUCGUUCUCAUCAAGAGGCCCCAACAUCGAUUCCGUGUAUGUGCUGAAGCCUGAUGUCAUUGCGCCAGGUGUAAACAUUUUGGCUACUUGGCCUGAUGGUUUGUCACCGACUGAGCUAGCCAUUGACAUGCGGCGCACUGAAUUUAACAUGGCUUCAGGGACAUCAAUGUCAUGCCCGCAUGUUUCCGGCGUAGCGGCGCUGCUAAAAGGGGCCCACCAGGACUGGUCGCCGGCAAUGGUUCGAUCGGCUUUAAUGACCACCGCUUACACUCAAGAUCUUGACGGGAAUCCGUUGCUUGAUGAAAGAUCUUAUAACUUAGCAACAAUAUACGACAUGGGUGCCGGGCAUGUGAAUCCUGAAAAGGCUGUUGAUCCUGGAUUGGUUUAUGAUUUAACUGCGAAUGAUUACGUGAAUUUUCUAUGUGCAUCAAAUUUUACUAGUCGGGAUGUCCGGCAGAUUGCUAGGAGACCAGUGAGUUGCGGGAAGAAGCAAUCUGAGCCGGGGAAUUUCAAUUAUCCGGCAAUUUCAGUAGCUUUUGAAGCUUCUGAACCAUUAGAUUCUAUUGUUGUUUCUAGGACAGUGACACAUGUUAGCGACAAUGCAGCUACCUAUGAUGUUAGUGUGACAAAUCCAAAAGGUGUAAUUGUGACAGUAACUCCAUCAAAAAUGGAUUUUAAAAUGAAGGGCGAAAAGCAGAGUUACAUGGUCAAGAUCGCAGCAGAGAAGUUGUCGGUGUCACCGGGGAAUUCAGUGGCGGAGGUGGGGAAGAUAAUUUGGUCAGACGAGCGGCACCAAGUAGUUUCACCGGUGGUAGUGGUGUGGCGACAAGGGUAUUAAUCUUACCCUUGAAUUAUGUUAUUCAGUUUCAUAGUAGUUGCUUUGUGACACCAAAAAGAUGUUAUUACUUGGCAGUACCGAAAGUGAAUGAUGCAAAGCCAAAUAUUGCUAUGUUAUUAUGACUUUUCUAUAAUGCA
This is a messenger RNA of Olea europaea var. sylvestris, 2715 nucleotides long. RefSeq names its product subtilisin-like protease SBT1.5. Gene Ontology annotation, biological process: proteolysis. The coding region runs from base 221 to 2578 and encodes 785 amino acids. NCBI's taxonomy places the organism in Eukaryota, Viridiplantae, Streptophyta, Magnoliopsida, Lamiales, Oleaceae. The record is from RefSeq and is a predicted model, not a curated record. Gene Ontology annotation, molecular function: serine-type endopeptidase activity. The transcript has a single exon.